Messenger RNA from Amphibalanus amphitrite, 4160 nucleotides. Its product is annotated as relaxin receptor 2-like. The transcript has 20 exons. The annotation marks the transcript as partial. The record is from RefSeq and is a predicted model, not a curated record. Lineage: Eukaryota; Metazoa; Arthropoda; Thecostraca; Balanomorpha; Balanidae. Gene Ontology annotation, molecular function: G protein-coupled receptor activity; protein binding. Gene Ontology annotation, cellular component: membrane. Gene Ontology annotation, biological process: G protein-coupled receptor signaling pathway.
GUGUCUGCCCGAAGGGUACCAAGUACGUCUGUGAGUUGCGCAGCGGUGAGGCGCGCUACUGUCUGCAGGAGGUCUUCAUCUGCGACGGAGUACGACACUGCAAAAACGGAGAGGACGAGGGCGUCGACCUCUGCAAGAGGGGGAAGAUAGCUACAACCAUAUACGAUCCCAGAUUGUACGGAAACGCCUCGAAGCUCUUCGGCGAUCGUGACUCCUGCCAACUGGAGAACUACAAUCAGCCGGUGUGUAACUGUGUCUACAACACUCGCCUGGAGUGUGACGACAGACAACUGACGCGGAUACCGGGCAACGUCAGUCCAAACGUCACGCGCAUGUACUUGCAUCGAAACCGGAUCGUCCUCCACAAGGGUGAUCUGGACAAAUACAAGAAACUAACGAUGAUAAACCUGAAUGACAAUGGCAUCGAAGAUAUUCCGGAGGGUCUUUUUGCAAACCAAGACAGUCUUUUCAAGCUAUUGCUGCGAAGGAACCGGCUGACUCGUCUGCCGGAGAUGGCGUUCUCUGGCGCCGGCUCGUCUCUGACGCAGCUGCUGAUGGACCAGAACCUGCUGACCCACAUGCCGCCCAUCGGACACCUCACUCAGCUGCACUUCCUAAAUAUGAGCUACAACAGACUAACUCUAGAAAAUUAUGAGUUCCCAGAGUGCAAGAUACAGAAACUGCAUCUUGACGAUAAUCAGAUUCGGCACAUCACCAACAAAACCUUUCGGAAACUGCUGCAUCUGAAGACGCUGUUCUUGCGAGACAACAGGAUUGAAGAUAUCGCACCGGAUGCUUUCAGUGGUCUGCCCAACCUCACCGAACUCUACCUGUCGGGGAACCGUCUGACGCUGCUGCACCGCUCCUGGUUCGUCACCACGCGGCGGCUCACGGUGCUCGAUCUCGCCUUCAACAACUUCAGAACGUUCCCAGAAGAUGGCUUUCACGAUCUGAUAUCACUUUAUUCCUUGGACCUGAACGGCUUGACCAUAGACAACAUCAGCGAAACGAUGUGGUCUCCUCUACACGAACUCAGCAAAAUACGUUUUGCCCGAUUCUCCGAUUGUGCCUACACCCCUCGAGUGAAGAACUGCGAGCCACGAACAGACGGCGUGUCCUCCAUGGAACACCUACUGGACACCACCGUACAUAAGGCCAUGAUCUGGCUGAUAGCUCUGAUGACCGUCACUGGAAACUUGGUGGUACUGUGGGGCCGUGGAUUCCAGAGAGCCGACGAUAAUAAGAACGUCAGCGUACUCAUCUGUAACUUGGCAGUGGCUGAUCUGCUGAUGGGCAUCUAUUUGUUUGUGCUGGCCUUCAAAGAUCUCGAGUACCGGGGCGAUUAUAACGAGCACGCUGCUCACUGGAGAGACUCACCACUGUGCGUCAUCAGCGGUGUGCUGGCUAUGACGUCAUCCGAGGUGGCGGUGAUGAUAAUGACGUUCAUGUCUGUGGACCGGUUUCUGGCCAUCGUGUACCCGAUGAUCCGACAGAGAGCCAGUAACCACAUGUCGCGCACGGUGCUGGGCUUCAUGUCGGUCAUCUGGACGGUCGGCCUGAUCAUCGCCCUCGUGCCAGUCUUCUACUGGAGAAGCUACAGCACCUUCUACGGCAUCAACGGCAUCUGCUUCCCCCUGCACGUCCAGCGACCGGACUUUGUCGGCUGGAAGUACUCGGCAUUCAUCUUCCUCGGCAUCAACGUCUUCAGUCUGAUCCUGAUCAUCGGCUCGUACGCGGCCAUGUUCUUCAACAUCCAGCAGACGCGGCGGAACACGCCGCUCGUGGUGAGAGAGGUGGAGGUGGCGCUGCGCUUCUUCUGCAUCGUCGCUACCGACUGCCUCUGCUGGACGCCCAUCGUGGUCACCAAGGUGCUCGUGCUCAUCGGCGUCCAGAUUCCCACUGAGCUUCACGCCUGGAUUGUGGUAUUCGUGCUUCCCAUCAACUCUGCGGUGAACCCGUUCCUCUACACAUUCACCACAACCAAGUUCUACAGCAGGAUCAAGACGGUGACGACCAAGUACAGCAGCUGCAUGCCCAAGGGUCCGCGCAGGGAGUCAGUGAACAACACGGGAUCGGAGAGCGUGGCGUUCACUCAGCGACACAGUCUGCAGGUGCUGCCGCCGACCGCAUCAGAGCACCACGGUCCGUCACCCACGCCAGGCGACCCCCUGCUCGUGGCCAACAACGUGGCUGACUCCAAGUGCUAGAGCAGGGCACAUAGGUGGCGGCCAUGGAGGUUACAGGUCACCACGGAACGGAGUGCGAACGAGAUUUGUCUGGGGGAGAGUUGUGUUGUGCAUUUUUGGGCAUAAGAGUGGUAGAAGUAUGGAGUUGUUGCAAUAAGUAUUGUUGAAAAGAGCUUACAAGUACCUACCACCCUAGUGUAAAACAGUGUAGUUUUGGCUCAGUUUUUCUUAGAUACAAGACCCACCACAUAUGACAGGAAUGGGAGCGAAUUUUCUCUGGUCUGUAGCUACGAGGGAUGAUUUUUUGACAGAGACCUGUGAGCAUUUUCGAACAUACAUAUGAAGGGGGAGCGAGGCAGCUGACAGAGAUGAGGACGAGGCGGUAAAUACUCAUUUCAUCAGAGACGUAUUAUCAUGGCAAGGUAGUCAUUGUCGUCCCUUUUAUACUCAUAUUACUCAUCCCACACUAAAGACACUCACAUGGCUGAUGAUUGAGAUAGAGCUGAGGCUGGUGUGGAAGCGUGUUGGUAUCUGAGUGACGAGCGAAACAAACUAGUGUCAGAGUGAAGUGUAGAUGUGCACAACUAUGGUCCCAGCGUCGUACAAUCAUCAUUUUUUACAAUAUGCAUACUGCAUACGUAGUUGACGUAGUUACGCAUUGUGAGCUUAUUGUGUAGACCUAUUGCAAGAUGUGCUAUGUCAUUUUCCAGCUUAGUUUUAGUAAGCAGUACGCAUUUAUAAUGCGUGAUUCAACGUUUUCAUUCAUUACGCUUUAAGCCAUCAUCAUACUUAGAAUGAAGGCACGACUGCUUUGUAUGCUUUGUAUUUUACCUUGUUUUCUGUACACAUUUUCCAAGCGCUUCAUCUGCAUUAGCGCUUGGCAUCUAGACCGCACAGUUACGGGUGCAUUAAAUUGGACGCAUGAUACUUGUUAAGGUCAUCGGAAGACCUUUUUUUCUCGUGUCACCCGAGCGAGCUUCUGUUGUGUUCUAUGUAAUGUAGUGUUGUGGGGAUUGGGGAUACAAGAAGCUGACGGAACUUUGUGCCGAAGUGAAGCGAACCGCGUCGCUGUCGCCACCAGGCGGCCGCAAUGGUAAGCUCUUGUUGCGUACAUUGACGCCGCCGGCAGCACCUGCCACCGAGCUCCUGACCCGAUGGGGCGUACUGUGUAGUGUGCAGCCAGCUCAGAACAUUGUUUGAGAGUCGGAUAUCGAACAUCAUUCAGAGAGUCAGGAUAUCCUUCUGCUCCGAUUUAUUCAUGUCCACAUACGUGAAAGAUAUAGCACAGUGUCAGACAGUCCUAUCUUCUUACCGUGUGCGUCGUGCACUUCAAAAACACGGGCUGACUGGACUUAUCGCCCCCAAAACGCCCAGUAUCCAUUAGCGUACUAAGCUGGCUUCAUCCAGCGGACCAACCCAACCCACAGCAGCUUGUAGUCGCGUGUCAAUUGUGAGGGUUGGCGGGUGACUCGAUGUCCUUCAUGUUUAUAGAUCGAUGGCCCAGACGCUGAUCUUACGUGUGCCUGGCUCAAGAGUGAAUGUGCAAUGUGCGAUGUGUUUGUCACAAAUUUAGGCUUGUGUAUUUGUAACCAUGUGUGAGAUACCUACUUAACUGUGUUUCAAAAAUUCUGACACAAACGCGAAAAUUGUGACACAAAUGUGGUACAUGCUGCACAAAUCUUGGCGGCUGUUGUACAGAACAACUGUUUCAUGUACCAUUCUGUCGUAGCUGAGUGACCGUAGGCGUAUUUUUUUGUGAGGUGACCCUGCCGGACAUGGUUAUCUCCGGGUCUCUAAUGUGUGUGCCCGUACCUGUGUGAGAACUGAGAUCUGCCCUGGGUAAAUGUACUCAGUGUCAUGUAUUGACCCAAAACUACCCAAGAAGCGUCCCAAGGCCAGUGUAUACGUUUAUUUUGUUUUUCGCGUGUAAAUCAAUGUCAUCAACUGAAGGUAAAUAUAAGACAUCGUAUGUGA